AUGUCCGACUAUUCCAGCAAAAAAGUGGCCGAGCUCAAGGAGCUUUUGUCGGCCCGGGGCCUGGCUGUUUCCGGCAACAAGGCCGAUCUGGUGGCUCGAUUAGAGGAGGCCGACAAGGCCAUCCCGGCCGACAAGGCGGCGGCCACCGCUGAGGCUGGUGCUGCCGCCGACGCAGCCGUCGACGCGGCCGUGGAGGAGACUUCCUCUGCCACCGCGACUGCUCCCGAGGUGAUUGAGGUUGCCAAGACCGAGGAGUCCGCUCCUGCUGCUGAUGCUGCUGCUGCUGCUGCUGCUGCUGCUACCAAGGAGACUCCCUCGACCUCCACCGAAGCCAUCACCGUGGAAGACGACGUGGAGGAGACGGUUGUGGAGCUUUCCGAUGAGGACAAGCAGAAGCAGGCAAUUGAGGAUCUGGAAAAGCAGAUCAAGCGAAAGAAGCGGUUUGCGACCGGCGACAACGACGCAGAUAUCGCCGAGCUGGAAAAACAGCUGGAGCGAAUCAAGCGAUUCGGAGUGACUGCCGUCGCCACGAACGACCUGUCGCUGGACAAGGGCCUGGACACCUUGGCCAAGGGCCGACGAAAGGAGAGCGGCAAGGUGCGACGAGAGUCCGUGUCCGCCAAGGACAAGAACACAGCCCACCCCUACAAUAAGAGCGAGAACGGUCUCAAGCCCGGCGUGAAAAUUGCUACUGUGGACGAGGAGAAGAUCAAGGCCCGACAGGCCCGAUUUUUCCAGUAG
This is a messenger RNA of Yarrowia lipolytica CLIB122, 741 nucleotides long. RefSeq lists its product as uncharacterized. Gene Ontology annotation, cellular component: nucleus. Lineage: Eukaryota; Fungi; Ascomycota; Dipodascomycetes; Dipodascales. The record is from RefSeq and is a predicted model, not a curated record. Gene Ontology annotation, biological process: poly(A)+ mRNA export from nucleus.